ACUUGAUAACACACCACUAAGCUAACUAUCCGUACCUUGGCACACCACUAGGCCAUUGCUAACUAGUGGUUAUCGUUAUCGUCAUCGUCAUCAAUCCCCACAAAUCUCAAAGCCUUAUCUAUGACUAUAACCAUUAGUAAGAGUGUCACUAAAACACGGUGAAUGUAAGAAAGAUAUACACCACCACCGUCAGCACAGUCCUCGUUUUCCCUCUUUGUUUCUUUUCUUUCCCAUAUAACUAUAAGAGAGAGAUAAAGAGAUAAACAAAUAGAGAAAGAUAUACUAAGAAUUAGGUCAAGAGAGAACAUCUCCAUUGGUGAACCAUUGCUUUCCUCUCCAACCCUCUCUCUCUCUCUCUCUCUCUCUAUACAUCAAACCCUAACCCUAAUUUCAACAAGAGGAACAAUUAGGGAAAGAGGAAACGAAGGAAAAGUAGUAGUACCUCAAUGACGGACCGCGUCUACCCGUCGGCGAAGCCGAAUCCCCAUCCACCACCGCCAGCCGCCAACGGCGCCGCCGCCGCCGGAGGACCACCAUCUUUCCCCGCAACCAAAGCCCAGAUGUACGGCGCCACCCGCCCGGCGUACCGUCCGCAACCGCUAUCGAAGCAGAGACGCCGAAGGUCUCGCCGUGGGUGCUGCUGCGCGUGCUGUCUCUGGCUGAUGCUAGUCAUCGUUGCUCUAAUUCUCCUCGCCGCCAUCGCCGGCGGUGUGUUCUACGUGCUCUACCGUCCUCAACGCCCCACCUUCUCCGUCUCCUCACUCCGCCUCUCAACCCUCAACCUCACCUCAAACCAUCUCAACUCUCGGAUCGACCUUUCCGUCACCGCCCGAAACCCUAACCGCAAGCUCGUCUUCCUCUACGAUCCCAUCACCAUCGCCGCCUCAUCCUCCGGUAUAGACAUCGGCGACGGCUCCUUCCCGGCGUUCACCCACGACACCAAGAACACCACCAUCUUGAAAACCGCCCUAACGAGCUCCUCCCAAAGCUUGGACUCCUCCACAGCCUCAGAUCUGAAGAAGAAGACGACGAUUCCGCUGGAGAUCGAUCUGGAAACCAAGGCCGGAGUGAAGAUCGGAAGCCUGAAAACGAAGAAGAUCGGGAUCCAAGUCUCUUGCACGGGGAUCAACGUGGCGGUGCCCAAGAGCAAGGGCAAGCCCUCCGCCGCUGACUCUCCAGACGCCAGCUGUAAGGUCAAGAUUCGCAUCAAGAUCUGGAAAUGGACGGUCUAGAUAAAUUCCAUUUUUACUUAAAUAAUCCUCAUCUCAUGUAAAAAAAUCAAGAAGAAAAAAAAAACUAAGAAAACAACGAGAGUGAUGAUGGUUAUCUUCC
Dioscorea cayenensis subsp. rotundata (Guinea yam) is the source of this 1332-nucleotide messenger RNA. Its product is annotated as NDR1/HIN1-like protein 13. The record is from RefSeq and is a predicted model, not a curated record. Bases 447 to 1232 code for a protein of 261 amino acids. The transcript has a single exon. NCBI's taxonomy places the organism in Eukaryota, Viridiplantae, Streptophyta, Magnoliopsida, Dioscoreales, Dioscoreaceae. Gene Ontology annotation, cellular component: plasma membrane.